Messenger RNA from Ziziphus jujuba (common jujube), 2404 nucleotides. RefSeq lists its product as uncharacterized. The transcript has 6 exons. The record is from RefSeq and is a predicted model, not a curated record. The coding region runs from base 466 to 2082 and encodes 538 amino acids. Lineage: Eukaryota; Viridiplantae; Streptophyta; Magnoliopsida; Rosales; Rhamnaceae.
UUUGGAAACCAAACCGACCCACAAAAUUAAAAACAAAGAGGAGAGCAAGCAAGCCUCGUCAGAAUCCUACUCUCCACCAGUUCGUGGUGUUAGAUCUCGCCGCGAUCUCUGACUGGAUACAGUCUCUCCGGCGCACUUUCCCGGCCGUUUUCCGCCGGAAAAAAUACUUUCUCUAUCUCCACUAAUCGAUCUUUCGCUCACCGAGUUUUUCUUUUUCAGGUGUGUGAUGCUUUGGUAUUUUGCUUUCUGUUUGCUAGCAGAGGACUUUUUCGUCUUGAUUGGGCAUUGCGAGAGAUAUAUCUGUGUGUAAAAUAUUUAUGUACCUGUGAUUGGAAAAUCAAUGUGCUGUCUUUAUGCAAAGAAUUUUAUUUUGAAGGGUGUGAAUGGUUAUUUACCUCGAUCAUUGGAUUGGAUAAGAAGUGGAAAAGCCUUAUCGGAGGGGACUUUUGGAGUAAAGCACUAAAAAUGUCUUUCCCAAAUCAGGGCUUUUGGAUGGCAAAAGGUAGUAAUGGGUGUUUAAAUGAUGGUGAGAUGGCAUAUGAUAAUUCUAGAAUAGAGCCAAAGCGUUCUCAUCAGUGGUUCAUGGAUGGUCCUGAGGUAGAGCUAUUUCCCAACAAGAAGCAGGCUGUAGAAGUUCCAAACAACAAUCUAUUUUCAGCGAUGUUAAACUCAAAUGUUUCUCCAUGGGGAGGUGGUCCCAGUUUCCACUCAUUUUCUGGCCAUUUCACUGAACGUCUGUUUGAUUCUGAGACGGCCAGGACUAUGAAUUUUGAUGAGAGAAACAUUUCGUCAGUUGAUGCAGAAAAAAUGAAUUUGGGGAGAAAAGUUAAUGAGAAUCCAUUUGGAAAUGAUUCCUCAUUUGGUUUAUCUAUGUCCCAUACGCUUGAAGAUCCUGGAUCAGGUCUUGCUUAUGGUGGGUUUAGAAAAGUCAAAGUUAGCGAGGUUAAGGACUCUGAGAAUCUCAUAUCUGUAUCAAUGGGACAUCCUUAUAAUAGUAAUGACAACACCAUGUCAACUAGUCAUGCUUACAACAAGGCAGAUGACAAUUCAAUAUCCAUGGGUCUCACUUAUAACAAGGGGGAUGAUAACUUCAUAUCUGUGGGUGAUACAUAUGACAGGGCAGAUAACAACUUUAUAUCAAUGGGACAGCCCUUCAACAAGGCCGAUGAAAGCAUAUCGAUUGGUCAAACAUUUAAAGAGAAUAACAGUACCAUGUCAGCGGUGCAGACAUUUAGCAAGGGGGACAACAGUGUCAUUUCUGUUGGUCAAACGUACAAUAAGAUAGGUGACAAUGCCAUAUCAACUGGUCAGAUCUACAGUAAAGGGCAAGAGAGUACUGUAUCAAUAGGUCAAGCCUACAACAAGAGUGAUAAUAAUAUUUUAUCAAUUGGUCACUCCUAUAACAAGGGAGAAAGUACUAUCAUAUCAUUUGGUGGCUGUGAUGAUGAUGAUGACACAAAUACAUCAGGAAGACUCUUAUCCAAUUAUGAAUUAUUGAUGGGUCAAACUUCCGUUAAAAAAUCAGAAGUAAAUGAGAGAGAGUUCGUUAACUCAAAUAUUGACACACUUGUAAAUAUUUCCCAUAUAACUGCUUCAGGAUCUGAGACUGUUUCAAAAAAGAAAGAUGAUCAAAAAAUGUCCAAGAAGGUUCCACCAAACAACUUCCCUUCGAAUGUCCGAAGUUUGCUGUCAACUGGUAUGCUGGAUGGUGUUCCCGUAAAGUAUACUGCCUGGUCGCGGGAGAAGGAGCUCCGAGGUGUCAUAAAAGGUUCUGGAUAUUUAUGCGGUUGUCAAUCAUGUAAUUUCUCUAAGGUGAUCAAUGCGUAUGAAUUUGAGCGUCAUGCUGGUUGCAAAACAAAACACCCAAACAAUCACAUAUAUUUUGAGAAUGGAAAGACUAUUUAUGGAAUCGUGCAAGAGCUUAGGAGCACACCUCAGAAUAUGUUGUUUGAAGUCAUUCAGACAAUAACUGGUUCACCUAUCAAUCAAAAGUCAUUCCGACUUUGGAAAGAAUCAUUUUUGGCCGCAACACGUGAACUUCAGCGAAUAUAUGGAAAAGAUGAAGGGAAGCAAUUGUCCUAAUCAAAACUCAUUGAAAUUGUGAGGUUGGAUCAUUCGUUGUUUUGUGCAUAGAAGUGCAUGUUUUUGGCUAUACCAUCUACUUAAUGGUGGUGAUUGCACAACCAACUUGUGGGUUUGGAUACCCAUCCGAUCUGAACACGAGGAAUGAUGGAAUCAUGAAAUGAGCUUUACGCUUGAGUUGGACCUGUUUAUCGGGUUGUGAGAUGUAUGAUAACAGGGCAUGGUUUGUGGCCAGUAGAAGGGAAAAUUGAAAUCUUACAUUUGUCUUGUUAUCAAAGGAAAUUUUCGGUCUCCUUUUUAAUGCAUUACAAUAUUUCUUAUA